This is a messenger RNA of Pyricularia oryzae 70-15, 980 nucleotides long. RefSeq names its product glyoxalase/bleomycin resistance protein/dioxygenase. Bases 234 to 629 code for a protein of 131 amino acids. The transcript has 3 exons. Lineage: Eukaryota; Fungi; Ascomycota; Sordariomycetes; Magnaporthales; Pyriculariaceae. The record is from RefSeq and is a predicted model, not a curated record.
UUCGACUGCAAGAUAUUUCCAGCUCGGCGUUUGGCUCGGAGAAGCCUCGUGGAUCUCCGCGCCCUGUGUAAACGGACAGCACAGGAUACUUUUGACUAUUUAAUUACAUCCAGUCGCCCGCCUCUGUUGAUGCCACUGGUGCCCUGUACAUAUCGACAACACCACUAGACGGCAAACACUUGUACUUUUCUGGUACAUUUCCAUAUCCACACUAUCAACCCACCGUCUUCAACAUGCCCAUCGACCACGUCGGCAUCCAAGUCGCCGAGACAGACCUCGCCACAACGGUCGCCUUUUACACGGCCGCACUUGCCCCCCUCGGCUACAAGGAGAUGAUGCGCUUCCCCACCGCUUCGGGCACCACGGCCGUCGGGCUCGGCAGCGGCGCCCACUCCGACUUUUGGAUCACCGGCAUGGCCGAAAAGGCCAACACCAACACGCACGUCGGAUUUCGCGGUGACCGAGCCCAGGUGGAUGCUUUCCACGCUGCUGCGGUCAAGGCCGGUGGCAAGGAUAACGGGGCCCCGGGACCGAGGCCGCACUACGGGCCGGCUUACUAUGGCGCGUUCGUGAUUGAUCCUGCUGGAAACAAUGCAGAGGUUGUCUGCCACGAUGCACCUGCAAAUUAGGCCGGCCCGCUUGCGUGGAAAAACCAGAAGAAAAAAAAAAAAAAAAAAGGCGCCCGCCGGGUGUGAAAGCCUAGGCUGCCGAGACAUGAAACUAUUGACAAUAUAAUUCAUUGAUGACUCUUGAGCGUGUCCAAAGUCCAACGGCGAAACUUGUCGUCGUGGAUUGGCCGGAGCAACUGUGAACAGUCUAGCCUAGUCAAGCAGGUUAGGUAGGUUGUAAGCAAGCUUCUAGAUAGAACUAGACUAGACUGUUUUUGGCACUUUCAUUCUCCAAGCCGGCAGAGAAUAUAACAAUUGUACAGCAAAUAGUUGUUUUCUUCAUCGUACAACAUCGCAAGAACAGAAAGGAAU